AUGAGGUUAAUUCAGAAUAUUCGGGUUGGCGGAUCUCUCGAUCUCAACUUUGGAUCCACUAGUUCUACUGAUGAUGGUGGGUUUAUUGAUGUCAAUUUUGGGCCACGGGUUGACUGCAGUGUUGACCGGUAUUCCUCCUCACCCUUCAACACUAAUACUAGUACUUACUCCUUUGGCACAAAAGAAGGACAAACUUUCAUGGAACAGCGAGGGGAAGAUCACCAGGAGAUUGAAACUCUUCCUCUGUUCCCCAUGCACGGUGAGGACAUCUUUAGCGACCUAAAGACUACUUCCGAGGGAGGUAGCGGCUAUGGCUACUGUUCCGGUGGCUCGGGCGGCUACAACGGUGGCUCUCACGUUUCUCUUGAGCUCAGCCUCAACCCAUCCGAAGCUGCUGACUUGGCUUAG
Messenger RNA from Rosa rugosa (rugosa rose), 408 nucleotides. RefSeq lists its product as uncharacterized. Lineage: Eukaryota; Viridiplantae; Streptophyta; Magnoliopsida; Rosales; Rosaceae. The record is from RefSeq and is a predicted model, not a curated record. The coding region runs from base 1 to 408 and encodes 135 amino acids. The transcript has a single exon.